UGAAGUUUGGCAACUUAUACUGCAGCUGAGAGAGAUUGCAGAGCUUGUUUGUGCACCAGCUAUUACAACCGGCCAGGUGGCAUAUCUGAAAGUCCUCAUUGAAGAAUAUGUCUGUAGUCGUCAAAGGCUUUUCCCUUCCAGUCUGUUAAAGCCCAAGCAUCACUAUUUGUGCCAUUAUCCACAGCUUAUUCUUCAGUUUGGCCCUCUUAUACGUCUGUGGACAUUACGCUUUGAGAGCAAACACACCUUCUUCAAGCAGUGUGCCCGGAAAUUGCACAACUUCAAGAAUCUUUGCAAAACGCUUGCAGAAAGACACCAACUACUUCAAGCCUACUUAAGUGCAGGCAGUCUGUUCCCUUUGGUUGUGCAUGUUGAAAAGGGUACAGAGUUUUAUGUAAGUGAUUAUAAUGACAGGAUCAGGGCAUCAGUUGCUGGUAAAAAUUUUGAGUCACAAUCUGCAGUAGCUUGCAAUGAAGUGACAGUGAAAGGCACAGUAUACCGAAAGGGGAUGUAUGUUUUGCUUGAGAGUAAUGAUGUAGAACUUUAUGUUGGAAAGAUUCAUCUUAUCAUUGUUCUUAAUAAGUCUGUGCAGUUUGUGACUCAAAAAUAUACUUUUGUGAAGCUAAGUGACAUUGGUGUCUAUUGCAAAUUAGGAGUAGCCCAAGAGGAUUAUGUUUGCAUCAAACAAGAAGAUUUGCUGGACUACUAUCCUCUUCCAUCAUACAAAAUGUGUGAUGUAUCACUUAUUGCUCUCCACCAUUCUUUUCCAGAGGCAGUUUAAGCUAAAUGUGACAGAGGUAGCGGGAAAAGGCAGGACAAGUAGAGCAAGCUGCUUUGAAAAUGGAUGAAGUAAUGCUGAAGGAAUUGGUGUUGUCAUUCUUACCGGGUCUCUCUGAUGGAACUCUGACUUCACUCCUGAAUGGGUUGCAAGAACUUGGUGUGGAACAAGAGACAGAUAUAGUGAAAUACAUUCGACCUAUUCAGUGUCGAAAGUUACUCCAUGGCUUUAAAGGACUUGAAAUAGUUCAGUUGGAACUAUUUCCUGUUACCUCUCCAACUUUUGCAGCCAGCACCUUGAACACUCCUUGCACCAUACCUGUCAGAACUCAAGAUACUAUUUCGUCUUCAUCUUCACAACUUGGCAAACCAUGGCAUGCAGACUUCCAGGUUAACUGGGAUAGGAUGCCAGCAGCAAUUGCAAGAGCAUUAGCAAAUAAAACAAGACCAUCCCCCAGCGAUAGAAAAGAUAUGGUGAAGGCAGUGGUUGAUCAGAUGCUGGAACAUGACUCUAACCCAUCCAGAGCAAUUUGUCACAAUAUUGUUCGAAGCAUUGUAAGAAGCCAUGCAAAUUGUUUUGCAGAUGUUGCAAAAAAUGGAGACAUUCUUGGAGAUGGUUGUUACUCUCUUUUGCAACAAAUUAAAACUCGAGUGGAAUACAAAAACAGGAACAAUACUCUUGUGAGACGACGCAGAGAGAGAAGGCCACAAAGUAAGGGAGCAAAUGAAGGCAUGAUAAGAGGCCCUGUAGAUCAGUAUGGCUGUGUAAGGUGGAGUCCUGUAGAAUUUCCUCCUGGUGAAACUGAGGCAUCAUUACAUGCCAUGAAAAGUUAUCUCCUUGACAUCUACUCAGAGGAAGGCAUAGUUGGUGCAGAAGCUGAACCUCUGAUGGAGAAGACCUACGUCAUCCAGCGACGCUAUCUUAAUAGUAUGCCUGCACCAGCCAUUGCAGUGGUUAUGGAGGAAUGGCCGUAUCUCUUCUCACUAAAAGGUAUUUUUUCACACUUCACUCUUCUAACGGAUGUCCCUAUCCUUAUGAAGUUGCGAAAGGCCCUGGAUAAGAACUACAACACCAUCCUAAAGUUCUUCCAAGGAGUCAACUACCAGGGAGUGAAAGAUGUUUUGGCUACUUUUGAACCAGAGGCAUCAGAUAAGACUGCAAUCGUUCUACUUCUUCUGAUGGCUUACUUCAAAGAUCCAAAGGAUUCCAUUGUGCUUGAUGUUGAUGUGACACAUUGA
Messenger RNA from Silurus meridionalis, 2016 nucleotides. RefSeq lists its product as uncharacterized. Lineage: Eukaryota; Metazoa; Chordata; Actinopteri; Siluriformes; Siluridae. The record is from RefSeq and is a predicted model, not a curated record.